This is a messenger RNA of Knipowitschia caucasica, 255 nucleotides long. Lineage: Eukaryota; Metazoa; Chordata; Actinopteri; Gobiiformes; Gobiidae. The record is from the annotation of a GenBank genome assembly.
AUGGAUCACGUCGAGGAGAGGCUGUGUGAAGAGGUUUGCAGAUAUGUACAUAUCUACGACGCCAACUCCCCCAACUACAAAGACGCCCAGAUGACUGGCAAUUCGUGGAGAGAAAUCUCCCAGACGUUGGGAAUGGAUGUGGCGGAGUGCCAACCACGGUGGAAACUGGUGCGGUACAAAUUCGUGCGUCUGAAAAAUAAGAUGGUCGGACGAAGUGGGGAUGCCGGCGACGAACAGAAAGUGCCCGGGUUAUAA